AUGGUCAUGGACGUCGCUCGUACGUCCAUGAUCCAUGCGGGUGCCCCCCAUUUUCUGUGGCCGUUUGCGGUUCAUUUCGCACCGCAUCAGCUCAGCCUCCAGCCCCGGGUCUCCUUGCCAGAGACCUCCCCCACCUUGCGGUGGACGGGGAAGGUUGGCGAUGCGUCUGCGUUUCGAGUCUGGGGAUCUCGGGCGUUUGUCCGCGACUUGUCUACGGACAAGCUGUCCCCCCGUGCUGUUCCCUGCGUCUUCCUUGGCUUCCCCCCUGACACGCGUGGGUGGCAGUUUUACCACCCCACCUCGCGCCGUGUUCUGUCCUCCCAGGACGUUAGCUUUGACGAGUCGGUGCCUUACUACCGUCUCUUCCCCUACCGCACUGCGCCCCUCCCCCCCCCGCCGAUCUUCCUUGCGCCAGGUCCUCCCCCGGUAGACCCCCUCCCCCCUCAGGGUCCUGCCCUGUCAGGUGUGUCCCAGGUAGAUGCAGUCGAGCCUGUCGAGGUAGCUGUUGAGUCUGGUGCUGCUAGAGGUGCUGAGCCUGCGGGUGCCGGGUCUGGAGGUGCUGAGCCUGGGGGUGAGGAGCCUGGGGGUGCUGAGUCCAGGGGCGCGGAGCCUGGGGGUGCUGAGCCUGGGGGUGCUGAGUCUGGGGGUGCUGAGUCUGGGGGUGCUGAGUCUGAGGGUGCUGAGCCUGGGGGUGCGGAGCCUGGGGGUGCGGAGCUUGGGGGUGCUGGGUCUGCUCGUGUGGCCUCUCACGGUGCUUCGUCGAGACGGGAGCCACUCUCUCCGCGGGAGCUGCGCGAGUGGUUUGCCCGGCGCUGGAGCCGUGCUGCUGGAGCCGGAGGUACUCGUACUGGCGGUGCUGGAGCUGCUGGGACUGGGGGUGCUGCUGGAGUUGCUGGAGUUGGUCCUGCUGGAGGUACUGCUGGAGCUGCUGGCGGUACUGGAGCUGUCGGUCCUGCUGCAGCUGGAGCUGCUGGAGCUGGAGCUGCUGGGGGUGUUGGCGCUGGUGGUUCUGCUGGCGCUAGUGCUGCUGCUGAGGGUACUGGUGCUGUCCCUGCUGGUUCUGGAGGCGCUGCGGAGCCGAGGCCGUACUUCGUUCCGCUCCUUGAGCAGUCGCGGUCACAGUUACAGCCCGCCUCCCCCCUACCUGCUCCUUCUACCUACACUGGUCCUACUGGAGAUCUUGCUGAGCGUCGUAAGCCUGCGUCUCAUCCUGCGUCGCCUGUUCGUGCUGCUCGCACUAGUGGUCUUGCUCCGCGUCCGCGUCCUCCUGCGGUCCCGAGCACACACCAGAUGGCACUGCGUCCUUCCACUGCUCCUCUGCGUGUCCCGUUGCCGUCUCCUCCAGAGUCCUCUCUUCCUACUCUUACUGACCCGGAGUCUGACUCUCUUCGUGCUGCCAGUCCUACUGUUACGCGUCUCCUGGCUACUGUUGUCACUGACCCUUCUUUUGAGUCCACUACUGCGUCUGCCUUAGUUGCUGAGCUUGUCGACUUUACUGCUCUUUGCCGUCUAGACUACGCUGCCAAUCUUGUUGCUGAGUCUGAGUCUGUCUGUCCUCCGUCCGUCGGGGGUGAGUGUGCUCUUAGCACGGACGUCCUUGAGGACAAGCAGGAGUUCCAGUGUUUUGCUACUGCUUUGCCUCAUCUCGUGUCCACGCUGAUUGCCCCUGAGGGAGACCCGGAUGUACCAGACAUCCCGACUCCUCGAUCGUACGCUGAGGCGUUCGAGGGUCCCUACUCCUCUCAGUGGCAGUCAGCCAUGGACGCAGAGAUGGCUUCCUGGAAGUCCACAGGCACCUACGUCGACGAGGUUCCCCCACGUGGGGCGAACAUCGUCAGUGGCAUGUGGAUUUUCAGGGUGAAGCGGCCGCCGGGUUCUUCGCCUGUCUUCCAGGCGCGUUACAUGACCACUCUUCGGGUGCUGCUGCACAUAGCCGCUCAGCGCGACUACGAGCUCCACUCUCUUGACUUCAACACAGCUUUCCUGCAGGGCAGCCUGCACGAGGAGAUCUGGCUGCGCCGCCCACCUGGCUUCACUGGGUCGUUUCCUCCUGGUACCCAGUGGAGCCUCCGGCGGCCAGUCUACGGUCUCCGCCAGGCACCUCGUGAGUGGCACGACACAAUGAGGACUACACUUGCGGCUCUUGGCUUUGCUCCUUCUACAGCCGACCCGUCGCUGUUUUUGCGCACCGACACUUCUUUGCCGCCGUUGUACAUCCUCGUGUACGUCGACGACUUGGUCUUUGCCACAGCUGACACUGCUGGACUCGCCCACGUGAAGUCCGAGCUGCAGAAGAGACACACGUGCACAAACCUGGGUGAACUGCGCAGCUACCUUGGCUUGCAGAUCACCCGGGACAGAGCACAGCGCACCAUUACCCUGACUCAGUCACACAUGGUGCAGCAGGUCCUUCAGCGCUUCGACUUCACGUACUCCUCGCCUCAGGCCACUCCUCUGUCUACUCGCCACUCGCUCUCAGCUCUGCCUUCGGAUGAGUCCGUAGAGCCGAGUGGCCCGUACCCAGAGCUUGUUGGCUGCCUCAUGUACCUGAUGACCUGCACACGACCUGACCUUGCAUACCCUCUUAGCAUCUUGGCAUGCUAUGUUGCUCCUGGGAGACACCGACCAGAGCACAUGGCUGCAGCGAAGAGGGUGUUGCGCUACUUGUGCAGUACGUCGGGCAUGGGGCUAGUGCUUGGAGGGCGACGUCGAGUGGUCCUCAUAGGUCACGCAGACGCUUCUUGGGCUGACGACCAGGCUACGCAGCGGUCGUCACAGGGUUACACCUUCAGCCUUGGCUCCGGCUCUGUUUCGUGGCGGUCUACCUGCUCGUCUUCUGUUCUCGGCUCCAGCUGUGAGGCUGAGAUCUACACGGGGGCCGUGGCUGCACAGGAGCUACGCUGGCUCACCUACCUGCUGACUGACCUAGGAGAGCCACCUCGUUCUCCUCCUGUUCUGUACGUAGACAACAAGGCCAUGCUGGCCUUGUGUCGGGAGCACAGACUGGAGCACAGAACGAAGCACAUUGCUCUCCGCUACUUCCUUGCUCGUGAGCUGCAGCAGCGCGGCCAGCUGCGCCUUGCUUACGUGGCCUCUGAGGCCAACACUGCUGAUAUCUUUACCAAGGCACUUCCGCCUGGUGAUCAUCAGCGCUUUUGUACUAUGCUAGGUCUUGUGCCUACUUGGCCUCACUUGCUCACUUCUUGA
Closterium sp. NIES-65 is the source of this 3207-nucleotide messenger RNA. Lineage: Eukaryota; Viridiplantae; Streptophyta; Zygnematophyceae; Desmidiales; Closteriaceae. The record is from the annotation of a GenBank genome assembly.